AUGUCCGUGACAGUGCGCCAUCUGAACGCCGAUAGCACCUUCCUCCUCAUAUUCUCUCCGGAAACGCACCCUGUACUCUCUGACCUGACCUCAGUGAACGGUGCCUACAGUGUCCUCGUCGACCCAUGGCUCGUCGGCUCCUCUGUGGUCACGGCCAGUUGGUUUGCGAUCACGAAGCGCACCCUCCCAAGCGCAAUUGAACACCUGUCGGAAAUUGAGGAGCCGGAUAUUGUGGUCGUAUCGCAAAAUAAGCCCGAUCAUUGCCACAAGGAGACACUGCGUCAGUUGAGACCAGGCACGAAGAGCAUCAUCGUUGCAGAGCCAGCCGCAGCCAAGGCCAUCAAGAGCUGGAACCACUUCGACCCGAACCGAGUGCAUGGUCUGAUAAAAUACAACGAGAAGAAGAGGUUCGAGAACUCAUUUCGCCUUCGAAUCCCGCCGCUAUCCGCUGAAGGUCAUGCUGGAGAGAUCUGUAUCAGCUUCAUCCCAGCGAAGAACUACAUGACCGGCCUGCAUAACGCGUUUGGCAUAACGUACACCCCGCCCUCACGCAGUCAGUCAAUCGCGCCCGUGCCGACCAUCGAUCUGCCGAAAACGACUCGAUACUUCCAUCUCCCUACAAGUCCUGUCACACUCCCGCCGACCAGUCCGCAACGGCUGUUCUCACCCCUGAUAGGUCGUCCGGUAUCGCUGGACGAGCCACUCAAGGUAAAGAAAGGUCAUCGGCCGCAGCUUUCCAGAUCAUCCAACACAGCGUCCUCGGAGUUUCUGCCACUCUCGGAGCAGGUGCGACUCAGCUCUCACGGUUCCGAUAUUGGUGGCCAGAGCCCCAGACUUGAGCUGCCACAUCACACGGUGAUCAAACAGAAAUCUGAGCCUUUCUUGACGAAGGAGGCACUGUUUGAUUUCGGGAUUGAUAUGCCGAAUUACGACUUUGAUCAGGUUGAAGCGCUUCCGACCCCACCUGAUUCGCCGAACACUUCGGAUUACCAGAAUUCAAUCUUCUCGCAUCGAAAGUCAUCAGCGCCUACGCAACAACAAUCCAUCUCUUCACUCGCCUCGCAGCCGUCAUUAGUCUCACCAAUUACUCCAGCAAGGCCCAAACCUCUGUCGAUCAUCUACUCGCCCCACGGACUGCCGUUCGCUGACCUGGAACCAUACAUUCGAUCACAUCUGGUCAGGAUAGGUGCUUUACCGCUGACAGUCCUUCUACACUCAUUCGAUCAUGCGCAGAACCCAUGGUAUCUUGGUGGAAACAUCAUGGCUGGAGCUGCUGGCGGUGCUAAGAUAGCUCGCGCGUUGAUGGCACGAAGCUGGAUCAGCGCUCACGAUGAGCAAAAGGACGACCGGGGCGUGAGCGUAAAGCAGCUUAAGAUCAGACGUGCGGAGGCCGAUGAGGUUCGAAAGACGCUCUGGGAUGGCGAUGACGGCUCGUGGCUGCGUCAGAAGGGCUGGAUUUGCGAUGUUCGAAGCCUCGACGUUGGCAAGGAAAUGACGAUUGGUCAAACUCGAGAUCUGUUGAGCGGAAUUAAGCGGGAAAGCCGGCUGCUGAAGUUUGGUAUGGGCUGA
Messenger RNA from Cyphellophora attinorum, 1569 nucleotides. RefSeq lists its product as uncharacterized. NCBI's taxonomy places the organism in Eukaryota, Fungi, Ascomycota, Eurotiomycetes, Chaetothyriales, Cyphellophoraceae. The record is from RefSeq and is a predicted model, not a curated record. The transcript has a single exon. The coding region runs from base 1 to 1569 and encodes 522 amino acids.